CAGCAAUCCCAACUCGACAGCACAACCGCCUCAAAAUGCUCCUCCCUCAGAUUCGACACUCCGCCCUGCGCGCCCUGCGCGCCCAGCAGUCCCCCCUCCGUACGACAACCUCCUCCACCUCCGCGCUCGCCCGCCUCCUCUCCACCCUCGCCGUCCUCGAGCAGCGCGACGGCAAGCUCCAGAACUCCUCGCUGUCCGCCAUCGCCGCCGCCCAGAAGCUCGGCGGGCCCGUGACGGCCUUUGUAGCCGGUGCUGGUGUGAAGGCUUCCUCCGCGGCCGAGGCGGCCAAGAUCCAGGGUUUGGAGAAGGUCGUGGCCGUGGAGAAUGAGGCUUACGAGAAGGGUCUCCCCGAAAACUACGCUCCGCUGUUGGUCGAAAACAUCCAGAAGGGCGAGUACACGCACGUGGUGGCGGGCCACUCGGCCUUCGGCAAGAGUCUUCUGCCUCGGGUCGCGGCGCUGCUGGACGUGCAGCAGGUGUCGGACGUAACGGGGAUCGAGAGCGAGGAUACCUUCGUCCGCCCGAUCUACGCCGGCAACGCGAUCCUCACCGUCCAAUCGACCGACGCAAUCAAGGUCCUGACCGUGCGCGGCACCUCCUUCCAAGGCGUGCAGACCGAAGGCGGCUCGGCCUCGAUCGUCGACGGCGCCGACCCCAACGUCCCCGCCCAAACCGAAUGGGUAUCCGAAGAGCUGGCGAAAUCCGAGCGCCCGGACCUCGGCACCGCUGAGCGGGUCGUCUCCGGCGGUCGUGGACUCAAGUCCAAGGAGGAGUUCGACCGGGUGAUCGUGCCGUUGGCGGAUACACUGGGGGCGGCGAUCGGGGCGUCGCGCGCGGCCGUGGACAGCGGGUUCGCCGAUAACAGUCUGCAGGUCGGACAGACGGGCAAGAACGUCGCGCCGCAGCUGUAUCUGUGUGCGGGUAUCUCCGGCGCCAUCCAGCAUCUGGCGGGUAUGAAGGACAGUAAGGUCAUCGCGGCGAUUAACAAGGAUCCCGAUGCGCCGAUCUUCCAGGUUGCGGAUGUGGGGUUGGUCGGGGACUUGUUUGAGAAGGUGCCCGAGUUGACGGAGAAGUUGAAGGGUCAGUAGAUGCUUACUUACUUACCUAUCUAGAUUUGAGGUUUGUUUUGGGUUGGGUUCAGCUGUAUGUAACAUGAUUGUGUUUGAUUGUUUUUUUUUUUUUGUUUAUGAGCUGGUAGGGGAUCACAUAUACCAAUACCAUACUACUACUACUACUA
Molecule: messenger RNA, 1237 nt
Organism: Aspergillus heteromorphus CBS 117.55
Lineage: Eukaryota; Fungi; Ascomycota; Eurotiomycetes; Eurotiales; Aspergillaceae
Product: electron transfer flavoprotein subunit alpha/FixB family protein
Exons: 3
Coding region: 36-1088 (350 amino acids)
Cellular component (GO): mitochondrion
Molecular function (GO): electron transfer activity; flavin adenine dinucleotide binding
Source: RefSeq, a predicted model, not a curated record